Messenger RNA from Saccostrea cuccullata (small rock oyster), 594 nucleotides. Its product is annotated as large ribosomal subunit protein mL55-like. Gene Ontology annotation, molecular function: structural constituent of ribosome. The coding region runs from base 134 to 472 and encodes 112 amino acids. The record is from RefSeq and is a predicted model, not a curated record. The transcript has 3 exons. Gene Ontology annotation, biological process: translation. Gene Ontology annotation, cellular component: mitochondrial large ribosomal subunit. Lineage: Eukaryota; Metazoa; Mollusca; Bivalvia; Ostreida; Ostreidae.
UAACUCACUGAAGAGAUUAAGAUAAGUUUAAUAUUGUUACAAAAUGGUAAAUGGUAAGGUCACACAUAUUCAGUGAACUUCACUAAGCUAAUACGAGUUUCAUCGGUAAAAGUUAAUAGUUGCUGCCGAAAAAAUGGCAAGUCUCUUGACAAGGUACAGAGAAAUUCUCAUCACUUGUCAGGCAUGUAUUAGACACGUCAGCAACAAGGCAACAUGUUCGAAAAUACAACGCAAGUAUUAUGAACGUCUUUAUCCAACUAUCCUUGUUCUCCCGAAUGGUGCUACGAUAAAUAUCAGAUACCACAAGCCCAGACAAAUCAUAAAGCUACCAAUAGACAUUACAAAACUUUCACCUGAAGAACAGCUUGCCCUAAAGCAAAGACGGAAACCAAAAACAGAAAUCAAAGUGGAGAAAGAAAUUGAGGAUAAUUACGACAGACGAAAAUAUCUUCAAUACAUGAACAGAUCAUAAUAGAUCAAUAUAGUGUUAAAAAAAAAAUUAUAAGACCUUGUAAGAAGUUGAAAGAUUUUUUUAUGUAGAUUUGUAGUGAUUUUACAAAUUGAGAAUGAAUAUUAAAUGUAGAUUUAAAUUGG